AUGAACCCGGAGCCGAGGACUGCUCUGGUCUAUGAUGAGGAGAUGACAAAGUACAAGCUGCUCUGGGUGGACCCAGCGUGUAAGAUCGAGGUCCCUGAACGCCUCACGGUCAGUCACGAGGCGUUGGUCACGUCAGGUCUGGCUCGUCGCUGUGUCUCUGUCUCUGUGCGAGAAGCAACGGAUGAAGACAUUCUACUGGUUCACAGUGAGGAGUAUCUGGAGGCAGUGAAACAGACGCCGCACAUGACUCUGGAAGACCUGCAAACGUUUACACUACAAUACGGGGACGUCUACUUCCACCCUAACAUCUAUCACUGCGCUAAACUGGCCUCAGGAGCCACUUUGCAGCUGGUGGACAGUGUACUGACCGGGACGGCGAGGAACGGGAUGGCUUUGGUCAGGCCUCCAGGACAUCACAGUCUGCGAAGUGCUGCCAACGGUUUUUGUGUGUUCAACAAUGUCUCAAUAGCUGCAAAAUACGCAAAGAAAAAAUAUGGCCUUAAAAGGAUAUUGAUAGUCGACUGGGACGUGCAUCAUGGUCAAGGAGUACAAUACUGCUUCGAGGAGGAUCCAAGUGUGCUGUACUUCUCCUGGCACCGCUAUGAGCAUCAGAAGUUUUGGCCUAACCUAAAAGAGUCAGAUUAUGACUCUGUGGGCAAAGCACAAGGAGCUGGCUUCAAUAUAAAUGUACCAUGGAACAAGGUGGGCCUGGAGAACAGUGACUACCUUUCUGUUUUCCUACACAUACUUCUGCCUGUUGCGUAUGAAUUUGGUCCUGAGCUGGUGUUGGUUUGUGCUGGGUUUGACACUGCCAUCGGUGAUCCAGAGGGUGAGAUGUGUGCCACACCGGACGUCUUUGCCCACCUCACUCACCUGCUGAUGAACCUCGCAGAUGGAAAAGUGUGUGCGGUUUUAGAGGGAGGUUAUAAUUUAAAAUCACUCCCACAGUCUGUGUGUGAGACUGUGCAGACGCUGCUCGCAGAUCCAUUACCUCGACCUGUAAACCUGAGAGGCCCCUGCAAAAGUGCUCUUGAGUCUCUUCACUGUGUCCGGGCCUCUCACCAAACUCACUGGUCCUGUCUACAGCACGCAGCCGAUCUUCCCUCUGAACUCAGCACCAAACGAGUCAAAUUAGCAGAAGAUGAAACUGUCGCGGUAAAGAACGACGAAGAGAAAGAGACGGAGGAGAAACAGAGGGAGGAGCUGACGUGGCCGGAGCCUCCCAAGCGCAUCAGUCCUAAAGUCCGGACUGCUGCGGUGGUCCCUGAAGGCCUCACAUGUCCAGAGGGCUGUCAGCGUUUCUGCCCACCCAAGGACCCGGACCCCCACGUCGUCAAACUAGCGGAAAGUGGGGCCGAAGACACGGAGGACACAGGUGCUUUAACGCUCUCCAGUGUCACUGCUCUUUUGGACCAGAUGGAGAGGAACGAGAUCCGCAGUGGCCUGGCUCUGGUCCCUGACGUCUCCAUGGCGAUGAGCGGUAUCGCUGACCACGCUGCGAGAGCCUCCUGCAGCCGCGUGUUGAUAGUGGUUCUGAGUGAUAAGCAGGAAAAAGUCUGGGCGACAGAGGAUGGGAAAACUCUGCUUGUCCAGUUCAGCAGGACGAGUUUUGAGCCAGAGAUGACCAAAUAUUACAUCCCUGUGUGUUUGCAAAAGGGCUGCGGUGACGUCUCCGGCCUCAUGCUCGCCGUGUUGACCCUUCUGUUGCCUCUGGGAUACGAGUUCGACCCUGGUCUGGUCCUGUUGGUCCGAUGUGCCGGCUGCGGCGUGAGUGAACAGGCGUGGCAGCAGCUGGUGGGCCUGGUGCAGGGCCUGGCUCAGGGGCACGCGCUGGUCCUACUGCAGGACAAUGACGAGUCGGCUGUAGCCUCCACGGCGUCUUCUCUCCUGGGACGUCCCGCUCCGUCCUUGGGGCCCCUCUCAGCUCGCAGCUCGACAGACGUCAAGGCCCUGGAAAAACUGAGAGUCCAGCUGCAGCGAGACUGGAAACUCCUGCAGACCGCAGUUUCUGAAGGAGAGAGCGGAGACGACGGCUGA
Messenger RNA from Knipowitschia caucasica, 2037 nucleotides. NCBI's taxonomy places the organism in Eukaryota, Metazoa, Chordata, Actinopteri, Gobiiformes, Gobiidae. The record is from the annotation of a GenBank genome assembly.